This is a messenger RNA of Manis pentadactyla (Chinese pangolin), 1751 nucleotides long. It is a transcript of the gene ACTR6, whose product is annotated as actin related protein 6. Gene Ontology annotation, molecular function: nucleosome binding. The record is from RefSeq and is a predicted model, not a curated record. Gene Ontology annotation, cellular component: Swr1 complex. The transcript is spliced from 11 exons. Lineage: Eukaryota; Metazoa; Chordata; Mammalia; Pholidota; Manidae. The coding region runs from base 73 to 1263 and encodes 396 amino acids.
CAUAGAGUGCCGGAAAGAGCGUGAGCAGAAGGAUCAGGAAGAGAAAGCAACAGGAUCUCCGUUCGAUCUAAAAUGACAACGUUAGUGCUGGAUAACGGAGCAUACAACGCCAAAAUCGGUUACAGCCAUGAAAACGUCUCGGUUAUUCCUAACUGUCAGUUCAGGUCAAAAACAGCACGUCUUAAAACUUUUACUGCAAACCAGAUAGAUGAAAUAAAGGACCCUUCUGGACUCUUUUACAUCCUUCCUUUUCAGAAGGGUUACUUGGUGAAUUGGGAUGUUCAAAGACAAGUUUGGGAUUACCUUUUUGGAAAAGAAAUGUAUCAGGUUGAUUUUUUAGAUACUAAUAUUAUUAUCACAGAACCAUAUUUUAACUUCACCUCAAUUCAGGAAUCAAUGAAUGAAAUUCUAUUUGAGGAAUACCAGUUCCAAGCAGUAUUAAGAGUAAAUGCUGGAGCUCUUAGUGCACAUAGGUAUUUCCGAGAUAACCCUUCCGAAUUAUGCUGUAUCAUUGUAGACAGUGGAUAUUCCUUUACACAUAUAGUUCCUUAUUGUAGAAGUAAAAAGAAAAAAGAAGCAAUUAUUCGGAUAAAUGUGGGAGGAAAACUCCUAACCAAUCAUCUAAAGGAGAUCAUAUCUUACAGGCAGCUACAUGUUAUGGAUGAAACACAUGUGAUAAAUCAAGUAAAAGAAGAUGUAUGCUACGUGUCCCAGGAUUUUUAUAGAGAUAUGGACAUUGCAAAAUUGAAAGGAGAAGAAAAUACAGUAAUGAUAGACUAUGUUUUGCCUGACUUCAGUACAAUUAAAAAGGGCUUUUGUAAGCCAAGGGAAGAGAUGGUGUUAAGUGGAAAAUAUAAAUCUGGGGAACAAAUUCUUCGCCUGGCUAAUGAGAGAUUUGCUGUUCCAGAAAUACUCUUUAAUCCUUCUGAUAUAGGCAUUCAAGAAAUGGGUAUCCCAGAAGCUAUUGUCUAUUCAAUUCAGAACCUACCUGAAGAAAUGCAGCCACAUUUUUUUAAGAACAUUGUUUUGACAGGAGGAAAUUCCCUUUUUCCAGGAUUUAGAGAUCGGGUUUACUCAGAAGUUCGAUGUCUCACUCCAACAGACUACGAUGUUUCUGUUGUGCUGCCUGAAAACCCAAUUACUUAUGCCUGGGAAGGUGGAAAAUUGAUAUCAGAGAAUGAUGAUUUUGAAGAUAUGGUAGUAACAAGAGAAGAUUAUGAAGAAAAUGGACAUAGCAUCUGUGAAGAGAAAUUUGAUAUUUAAGAAAUCUUUAUGAAGGAAAGUUUUGACUGAUUGUGACUGAAAGGUUUAAUUUUAUAGUUCUUUUUAAGGAGAUUAGGACCUGUGUUACCUUUCAUCCUAAGAUAAAGUAUUGAAUUUAUGUAAAUACAUUGAUCCAUGGCUAAUUUUCAAAGGUUUCCUAGCUAGAUUAUUACAGUAAACUGUAACUUAACCCAUACUUUCAUUUAGGAACUAGACUACUAUAACAAUGCUAAUACUCUUUCAGAGAGUAACUUAUUUUUCACUAGAAGACGAAAGAGUGAAUGCAUUUUUAAUGUAAUUCUUCAUGUCUAAAAGCACAAACUUAACUGUCUCACUAAUAAUUUUUCCUUGGAGGGUAGUUUUGUGUGACUAUGACUCAGAAUUGGCCAAAGUGUUUUCUGGCUGCUAUGUUUUCUCUCUUUUAGAACUAAGUGUUUAAUUUUUAAAAUUGUCAUUUUUAUUUAUACAUAGUAAAGUUGGAAAGACUA